Molecule: messenger RNA, 1530 nt
Organism: Volvox carteri f. nagariensis
Lineage: Eukaryota; Viridiplantae; Chlorophyta; Chlorophyceae; Chlamydomonadales; Volvocaceae
Exons: 6
Coding region: 1-1530 (509 amino acids)
Source: RefSeq, a predicted model, not a curated record
AUGGACACACCUCGCCUCGAGCUGCACCGCCCCACCAACGGACCCCUGGUCGCCGUCGUGCGCAUGCCUGACAUCCCUGAGCGGAUUGAACAGGCUCACAUGCCCAUCUAUAUACACCUCCCUCAGCCGCCCAGCAUCGAUGACACCAUCGAGCUCUUCACGCUCGCCCCGCACCAGGCCGUGCCCUUCAUGCUUAUGGCCCAGUACUUCGACCGCCGUGAUGAGCCUGACCCUGGCGACCCACCGCAGAUGCUGGUGGAGGGCAAGCCCGGCACCGGAAAGACCCAAUUCAUACAGGCGCUGCUCUGGUACACAUUCCAGCAUGGCUGCCCGCACUGGGCGGCCACCUGCGCCUACUCCUGGGCCGCCACAGCUGCCUUCAACACGCCAGUGCACAGCAGCCUCUCCACACACGCCAUGUUUGCCCUCUCCGCUGGCAACAACCAAGCGGAGAGUGUCAGGAAAGGCAGCGCUGCCAGCCUACAGGUGCACCGCAAUGCCGGCACUGGUGCGCUCAUCAUUGAUGAGAUCGGCAUGAACAGCCUACACCACCUGGGCGCUAACGCUUCAUCUGUAACUGAGCCUUCCACAACCAAGCAAGUGGCCAAGCACUUGUCCUCCACCAUACCAUUGAAGUACCAGGUGGUCGUUAAGAAGGUUGUGAAGCCCGACGCCAUCAAGAUAAACAAGUGGUACACGUGCGGGUUCCUUAUCCUUGGGGUUACCUGGGACACCCUGUCGUCCGCAUUGGCGAAGAAGGACAAGCUUAAGGGCGCAGUGAAGGACACAACCGACGUUGUUGACCUUAAGAAGUUGGGGAAGCGGUGGAUGGCGGCGCUCUUCCGGUCACUGACUGGAGACAGCCUCUCUAAGGUUCAGCAGGAAGACAAGGCUACGUACGACGCUGUCUAUGACGCCUUGAAGGCGAAGCUGCAGAACGCGAUGGCAAACCAUCAGUCAGAGAAGAAGAAGUCGGACUUCUUCAAGGCCAUCAGACUGACGACUGCAGACAAGGCUAAGCUCGAGACCGUGGCGACCAUGGACGCCGUCAGUGCGACCAAGCUCUUUAAGGAGUGGGUGACUGCCCAUGUCGAGGUCAGCACUCAGCCAGCAGGUCAGGAACGCAAGAAGAGCAACCACACGGCUGCAACUGAGGGCCAGGCCAACGUUAUGGAGACGCAGCAGGAGCCCCUCGGCCAGAAGAGCAGCCGCCAGGAUGGGGAUGAGGGAGAUGAUGGGGACUACAGCGGGGAGGACGAGGGCGAGGGCAGGGAAGACGAGGGCGAGUGCGCGGAGGAUGAGGGCGGGGAGGAUGAGGGUGGGGAGGACGAGGGAGGGGAGGAUGAGGGAGGGGAGGACGAGGGAGGGGAGGAUGAGGGAGGGGAGGAUGACGAGGGGACGGGGGGCAAAGUCCUGCUCGAGGAGUACGGCAGAAGCAAGAGCCAGAAGGUCCACAGCAAGUCCGUGCCUCAACCAACUGGGCGCCGCAAGGUCCUGGUGACCGGAAAACAUGACAAAGGUAAAUUGUAG